UUAAUUUUUACCAUUCUUGCCUGGGGAGCCUCCAGGUCAGUGUCGGGCUCCGUGUAGAGUCGUCUCCCGUAACCAAAACACCAAACGUAAAGUUCCUUCCGACCCAGAGUGACGCGGUACUCAGACAGUGUGACGGUACUUUGACACAGGAGUGCGCACCCAACCUUAUUUAUUUCUAAAUAUGGAUUUACUAUGUUGCGAAAGCGAGUGUGAACGUCGCGCAUACGGCGAUCCGGCGAUCCUGGACGAUGACCGGGUACUCAGGAACCUGCUGAACGAAGAGGACAGGUUCGCGGCCAACAUUUCGUACUUCGAGCGUGUCCAGAGUGAACUCUCCCCGGAUAUGCGACGCAUCGUGGCUGACUGGAUGAUGGAGGUCUGUGAAGAACAAAAGUGCCAAGACGACAUCUUCCCUCUGUCAAUGAACUACCUGGACAGGUUCCUAAGUAUUUGUCCCAUCAAGAAGUCCCAGCUUCAACUUCUGGGAACUGCUUGUCUUCUAGUCGCAUCCAAACUGCGAGAGCCCAGGCCCGUGAGCGCAGAAACGCUUGUCUUCUACACAGACAACAGCAUCACACUACAAGAUCUAUGGAGGUGGGAAGUACUGGUGCUGGCCAAACUCAAGUGGGAGAUCUCCGCUGUGACUCCGCAAGACUUCUUGUGCCACAUCCUCUCCAGGAUUCCUCUCGACCUUCACUCCUGUGAAUGCCACAUGGUCCGCAGGCACGCCCAAACCUUCAUAGCUUUAUGUGCAAGAGACUACAAGUUCUCGAUGUACACUCCCAGUAUGAUAUCGGCAGCGAGUGUGGCAGCGGCGCUUCACGGACUCGCCUGGACCUCCAAGAACAACGUGCCUCUACCAGAACUGCUCGACAGGCUGCAGAGGAUACUGUCCAUAGAGAUGGACUAUCUGCAGAGCUGCCUGACCCAGAUCGAGGAGCUAGUAACUGCUACAAUGAGCGGAAACUCGAGGGCGCCCAGCGAGCCCUCUGCGGACCGGACCGUCUCCGUGGAUCAGACGGAGAAGCUGAUGGAGCAGGGGCAGCACAGCAAGGUCGGCACGCCCACGGAUGUGCGGGAUAUUCACUUCUGACGCCACCAGCCGUAGUUAUUGGCAGUCCAAAUUGUGAUAAAUAUUAAAGACUAGAACUCUCGGAGGUAAGACUGGUUGAAUUUAAGACAUUUCCUGUGGUUGUGUGUUAGUGACGGCGCGUUUGUUUGUUGAGCGGGCGUGGAUGUGCCCUCUCCGGGGAAGGCAAUGAAAUACGCUUUGUUACUCUAGUACUCGGAGUUCUUAAUACCGUUAAGUUGUAAAUUUCGAUAAGAGUUGUAGAAUUUAACGAAUCAAUAGCGUAAUUUAGUCAUUUCAAGUCAUAUCUGUACAUAGAGUAAGUUAGGUUAUACAUCCUAUAAGUAAAACUUAGGUUCCUAGCAGUCCGGGGUCCGCCCCACUAGCAAUGCCUUAAAUGCAUCCCUGUAAGUGGGCUAGUUCAUUGUUUCUGUACAGUAGAAUGAGUUUACAUACGUUUAGUCCGACUCAUACUUUUUCGAACCGUUUUGCUCAAUCUGUGUUUGUUUGUACUUAACCGGUUCCACGUAAUUCGUAAUUCGGCGGUGCUUUUGAGACCAAGUACCUCCCUCAGUAUACAUACCAUAGUGCAAUAGUCAAGUAAUGUGCCAUCUACACCCAGUUUUAACUUUACGUUUUAGUCAUUAUUUUGUACAUACAACGAAUAUUACUUAACAAGCUUUGUACAUAGAAAUGUAGAUAAAACUGUGCUUCUUAUGUUAUAUAUAGAGCUUAUUAUGGUUUAUAGUGUUUUAUAUAUUAUAUAUUAUUAUACAUAUCAAGAGAAAUUGAAAAGCAAUUUAUUAGAUCGUUAAAUUAAAUUGCAUAUGUUGUAUUUUUAAAGAAAUAUUUUUUGAGAGUUGGCAGAUUUUAUUGAAAUUUUUAAGUUUUAUGGAAAUAUUUACAUAUAUAGAUUUUUAAAUGUGUUGUAUAUCGAGUGUUACAAUGACUCCCAUAUUUAUAACGUACCAUAGUUAACUUACCAUACACUUAUUUGUUCGAAUCAACUAAACAGCUAAGUCAGAUUAAGACAUCCUGUAAUAGUUACUCGUAGGCAAGAUUAUACAAUUAAUGACACAUCGGAACAAGUCUACCUGUAUCGUAGUGUACUGUAAUCGUAGAACAGAUAUACCUCACACAACAAUGCUACUGCUGUACCUUUUCACUUCCAAUAAAUAUACAUUUCCAUAAAAA
Messenger RNA from Homalodisca vitripennis (glassy-winged sharpshooter), 2263 nucleotides. Its product is annotated as G1/S-specific cyclin-D2-like. The transcript has 5 exons. Bases 182 to 1093 code for a protein of 303 amino acids. NCBI's taxonomy places the organism in Eukaryota, Metazoa, Arthropoda, Insecta, Hemiptera, Cicadellidae. Gene Ontology annotation, biological process: regulation of cyclin-dependent protein serine/threonine kinase activity; positive regulation of G1/S transition of mitotic cell cycle; mitotic cell cycle phase transition. The record is from RefSeq and is a predicted model, not a curated record. Gene Ontology annotation, cellular component: cyclin-dependent protein kinase holoenzyme complex; cytoplasm; nucleus. Gene Ontology annotation, molecular function: cyclin-dependent protein serine/threonine kinase regulator activity.